Messenger RNA from Annulohypoxylon truncatum, 1098 nucleotides. Its product is annotated as WD40 repeat-like protein. The transcript is spliced from 4 exons. Lineage: Eukaryota; Fungi; Ascomycota; Sordariomycetes; Xylariales; Hypoxylaceae. Gene Ontology annotation, cellular component: SMN complex. The coding region runs from base 1 to 1098 and encodes 365 amino acids. The record is from RefSeq and is a predicted model, not a curated record. Gene Ontology annotation, biological process: spliceosomal snRNP assembly. Gene Ontology annotation, molecular function: protein binding; RNA binding.
AUGGCCACCCCCGAAGCUUCCCGACAAUAUGUGCCUCUCACCUGCCACGGCCAUUCCCGUCCUGUUCCUCACAUCAGUUUCUCGCCGCUCGAGAAGGAUGACGUGUAUUACCUGAUCUCAGCAUGCAAAGACGGCAACCCGAUGCUUCGCGACGGCCAGACUGGAGACUGGAUCGGCACCUUUAUCGGACAUAAAGGUGCUGUUUGGCAAGCUAGACUUAGCCCCGAUGCGGCUACCGCUGCUACGGCCUCUGCAGAUUUCACCGCAAAAAUAUGGGACACCCACACCGGUGAGCUCCUGUUCACUCUGCAGCACGAUCAUAUUGUUCGCGCCGUCGCCUACCCGCCGGACAAUUCCGAUCUCGUCGCCACCGGCGGUAUGGAGAAGAAGCUACGCAUCUUUGAUCUCACCGAGAUGAAACCUCCUUCCAACUCCGAGGCCGCAACAAAUGGCAACAACGCCGAGGCCGCCGUCGUACCGUCCACCAUCUUGGCUUCCUCGGCCUUCGAGAUAGGGGCUGGAAUUCAUACCGCCUCUAUCAAGUUCAUCGUCUGGACAAGGGAUCCUAACAUCCUGAUUACCGCGUCCGACAACACUCUGCGCUGGUUCGACUUGCCUAGCCGAAGCGUUGUGAAGCAGGAGGUGCUGGACGGCGAGAUCGGAUCAUGCGAGUUUUGCGCCCUGGCUCCAGAGCAUACGUCCAAGACAGACAUCGGCGAGGGAUUGCCGGUUCUGGCCGUAGCUGCUGGCAAGUCUAUCUACUUCUGGGGCGGUGUUCGUGCCAUGAACGAACUGAAGCGCACCAAGAUGAGCUACAAGGUAGCAAGCGUCGCCUUGGACCCCAAGGGCAGGAAGAUCGUGGUCGGCGAAGACAUCCCAGCGACUUGGGCAAGGGUUUACAGAUGGGAUGACGAUGAAGAGAUAGACAUCCACAAGGGCCACCAUGGACCUGUUUGGUCAGUGGCAUUCUCACCGGACGGCAAGUUGUACGCUACCGGAUCGGAAGACGGAACUAUCAAGAUGUGGAAGAAUUGCGAAGGGUUCUACGGCCUCUGGCGUGGAGGUGCGAACAUGGCGACCGAACGAAGCGCCGAAUAG